Molecule: messenger RNA, 1944 nt
Organism: Priceomyces carsonii
Lineage: Eukaryota; Fungi; Ascomycota; Pichiomycetes; Serinales; Debaryomycetaceae
Product: methylenetetrahydrofolate reductase (NAD(P)H)
Exons: 1
Coding region: 1-1944 (647 amino acids)
Biological process (GO): tetrahydrofolate interconversion
Cellular component (GO): cytosol
Molecular function (GO): FAD binding; methylenetetrahydrofolate reductase [NAD(P)H] activity
Source: RefSeq, a predicted model, not a curated record
AUGGCGACAGUCAAAGAAAAGAUUCAGGCUUUAAGUCCUGAUCAAAGAUUCAUAUCAUUUGAGUUUUUUCCACCUAAAACGGAUUCAGGAUUUCGAAAUUUGUUGGCUAGAUUGAACAGAAUGCUGGCAUUAAAUCCCUUGUUCAUUACAGUAACUUGGGGUGCCGGUGGCUCUACAAGUGAGAAAUCUUUGGAUUUAGCAUCCAGCUGCCAAAAGGAUUUAGGAAUUACCACUGUUUUGCAUUUAACUUGUACGAAUACCAAUAGAGAGACUAUUGACGAUGCAUUAAAGAAAGCAAAAGAAAGUGGUAUUAGAAACAUCCUUGCUUUACGAGGCGACCCUCCACGAAACGAAGAAUACUGGACACCACAGUGUGAGUUCAAUAAUGCAGUGGAUUUGGUAAAAUAUAUCAAACAGAACUAUGGUGACUAUUUUUGUAUUGGUGUUGCAGGAUAUCCAGAGGGCCAUGUUGAUGGGACUGAUAACUCAGGUCAAGAUCCAAUGAAGGACAUUCCUUUUUUGUUAGAAAAGGUUAAGGCUGGAGCGUCCUUUAUAAUCACCCAAUUAUUUUACGAUGUCGAAAAGUUUGCCGAGUAUGAAAAACUCCUCGAAACAUAUCCAGAAUUAAAGGAUAUAGCAUUGAUCCCUGGUUUAAUGCCGAUCACUACCUACAAUGUAUUUACCAGAGCAGCGAAAUUGUCUCACGCUUCCAUUCCUCCCUCCAUUCAAAAAAAGCUUUCUAGUACCAAUAAAGAUGACGAUUUGGUUAAAAGCAUAGGUGUUGAAAUUUUAUCUGAUAUGAUCGAUGAUAUUGAUGCAAAAGUUGGGAACUAUGUGAAAGGGUACCAUUUCUACUGCUUAAAUUUAGAAAAAGCUGUUGUUUCUAUAAUCGAAAGAUCGCAAGUGUUAAAUUCGGUAACUCACUCACUGAGCAGCUCCUCUGGUAAUGAAGAAGCCGUAGGCUCUGAUUCAGAAACUGAAAUGCAAUCACCAGUUACUAAGCAAAGAAGAAGAUCAUCUGUGGUGAACGAAAAUGGUCCUGCGAGCAAGCUGCUGGCUGCUUUUGGUGGCCCCACAGCGUCCAAAAAAAAUGUUAUAAAUAAGCCUCUUCUUGGUAGAAAACAAGUGCUAGUAGACAUUAGCACAGGAAGAGGUGCAUUAGGCAAAGAUGCAACAUGGGACGACUUUCCUAACGGUCGUUUUGGUGACUCCAACUCCCCAGCUUAUGGUGAAAUUGAUGGAUAUGGUCCAUCAUUAAAGAUUAAUUCACCUCAAGAGGCAAUUGCUAAAUGGGGUGAACCUAAUCUGAUAAAAGAUGUUAUCAAAGUGUUCAUUAAUUAUCUUUCAGGAAAAAUACAUUUAUUGCCGUGGGUAGAUUCAGAAUUGUCAGCGGAAACUGCAAUAAUUCAAGAAGAACUUUUCGAACUAAACAAUAAAGGUUGGUUUUCUCUUGCAUCUCAGCCCGCAGUCGAUGGAUGUCCCUCUUCUGAUAAGUUUUUUGGAUGGGGUCCUCGAAAUGGAAUUGUUUAUCAGAAACCAUUCGUUGAACUCUUUGUACCUAAGGAUGACUGGAAUAAUGUCUUGAAGCCAAAAUUACAAUCUUAUUUAAAAGACCGAACUAUUACGUAUUAUCUAGGUGAUUCUAAAGGAAAGCUUUCUUCCAACUUACCUUUGGGACCCGAUACCCAGAACAGCAAAAAUGCUGUUACAUGGGGAGUCUUUCCACUGAAAGAAGUAUUACUGCCUACAAUUAUAGAUGUGGAGUCGUUUAAGGCUUGGAAUGAAGAAGCAUUUAUUUUGUGGUUAGAGUGGGCUCGCUGCUACAAAAAAGAUUCGAAACCUUACGAAUUAUUAUCUUAUAUUUACAACAACUAUUACCUUGUGAGUUUGAUACAUCACGAUUAUAAAAAAGAGCAUGCUUUAUGGGACAUCUUGUUGAGCUAG